AUGGAGCAGGUGGUCUCCAAAGGUUCCAUCCCAGUCUCUGGUGCUGAUGACAAUGCCACCAUCCGUGUCACCAACCUCUCUGAGGACACGCGCGAGACCGAUCUCCAGGAGCUUUUCCGCCCCUUCGGUUCCAUCUCCAGGAUCUAUUUAGCCAAGGAUAAAACCACUGGACAAUCCAAGGGUUUUGCCUUCAUCAGUUUCCAUCGCCGCGAAGACGCCGCUCGGGCCAUCGCCGGAGUCUCUGGCUUUGGCUACGACCACUUGAUCCUCAACGUGGAAUGGGCCAAACCUUCCACCAACUGA
Molecule: messenger RNA, 303 nt
Organism: Chaetura pelagica (chimney swift)
Lineage: Eukaryota; Metazoa; Chordata; Aves; Apodiformes; Apodidae
Product: eukaryotic translation initiation factor 3 subunit G-B-like
Exons: 4
Coding region: 1-303 (100 amino acids)
Molecular function (GO): RNA binding
Source: RefSeq, a predicted model, not a curated record